Ambispora leptoticha is the source of this 379-nucleotide messenger RNA. The record is from the annotation of a GenBank genome assembly. NCBI's taxonomy places the organism in Eukaryota, Fungi, Glomeromycota, Glomeromycetes, Archaeosporales, Ambisporaceae.
UGCCAUAGUUUCUACUAAUAAUGCAAAUAAUGCAGUUAGAGCCAUAGUUUCUACUAAUAAUGCAAAUAAUGCAGUUAGAGCCAUAGUUUCUACUAAUAAUGCAAAUAAUGCUGUUAGAGUCAUAGUUUCUACUACAACUAGAUCCGUAGAUCAUACGGCGGAAAACGCAUUUUCUUUCUUGCCCGCACAUUACGCCGUCUCUGAAACGAAUUCUCUGUUGCAACGUGUAUGGAUAUCAAGUGAAGAUAAUUCUAAUGUUCCAGUGCAAAACGAGACAUUGGUUUUUACUGAAGGCUCUGUUUUUAAGGAACCUGACUAUGGUGUAGAUUGUACUUUUCAUCACGUCGGCAAUGUACCAGAUAUCAGAAAUAACACUUGA